GCGCGGUGCUGGGCUGCUAAAACGGGGCGCAUGCGGACUGCAGGUUGUUUGUCGUUGAGGCGGCUCCAGUGAAACGGCGGGGCGGGACUGACGGACUGACGCGAACGAGAACGAGCUUCUCCGUGAGACGCUGCGCUGCCUGUCCCCCUUUCGGUGCACGGUGACUCCUGCCCGCGUCCUCUGCCGCCAUGUACCGGUACCUAGGCGAGCUGCUGGCUCGAGGGGCCGCCGCUUCCCUGACGCCCGCUGCUGAGGGCGGUGUACAGCGCCUGGGCGGCCCGGCUGCCCUGCACCAAUGCCGGCGUUACUCCAGCGAGCCACCCGCGGCCACGGCGGAGGCGGAGUGCAACGAGCAGGACGACCCCAACUUCUUCACCAUGGUGGAAGGCUUCUUCGACCGGGGGGCGAAGAUCGUGGAGGACAAGUUGGUGGAGGACAUGCGGAGCCGAGAGUCGGACGAGCAGAAGCACAAGCGGGUGCGGGGCAUCCUGAAGAUCAUCAAACCCUGCAACCACGUCCUGUCCAUCUCCUUCCCCAUCAAGAGGGACAACGGGGAGUGGGAGGUGAUCGAGGGCUACCGAGCCCAGCACAGCCAGCAUCGGAUGCCUUGCAAAGGAGGUAAGGAAGAGGAAUGAAUGCACGCCGAGUUG
Amblyraja radiata (thorny skate) is the source of this 650-nucleotide messenger RNA. RefSeq names its product glutamate dehydrogenase 1, mitochondrial-like. The record is from RefSeq and is a predicted model, not a curated record. The transcript has a single exon. Gene Ontology annotation, molecular function: L-glutamate dehydrogenase (NAD+) activity. Lineage: Eukaryota; Metazoa; Chordata; Chondrichthyes; Rajiformes; Rajidae. Gene Ontology annotation, biological process: L-glutamate catabolic process. Bases 189 to 635 code for a protein of 148 amino acids. Gene Ontology annotation, cellular component: mitochondrion.